GUGUGAGAACGUCCAAGGGAGGUGUUGGUAAACAUGGCUAACCGCACCGUGAAGGACGCUCAGUCCAUCCAUGGCACAAACCCACAGUAUUUAGUCGAGAAGAUUAUAAGAACCAGAAUAUACGACUCUAGAUACUGGAAGGAAGAAUGUUUUGCCCUCUCAGCGGAAUUACUAGUCGACAAGGCAAUGGCCCUCAGGUGUAUUGGUGGUGUGUAUGGUGGCAAUAUCAAACCAACACCAUUCCUAUGUCUUGUUCUGAAGAUGCUACAGAUCCAACCUGAGAAGGACAUCAUUAUCGAAUUCAUCAAACAAGAUGAAUUUAAGUAUGUUCGUGCUUUGGGGGCAUUUUACCUGAGGCUCGUAUAUGGAUCAUUGGAUUGCUACAAAUACUUGGAACCUCUUCUUAAUGACUAUAGGAAGCUACGCAUUAUGGAUCGUUCUGGCCAGUACCAACUUGCUCACAUGGAUGAAUAUAUUGAUAGUUUAUUAAGAGAUGAACGUUCAAAUGAUGUGAUUUUACCCAGAGUUCAAAAAAGAUGGAUUCAUGAAGCUAACAAUGAGCUUGAAGGUCGCGUAUCCUUAUUAGAUGAUGAUUUGGAUGACCUCGAGAGUGAAAGUGACGAAGAGGAAAUCCUUCCUCCGCCAAGGCCAAGAAAUGAUCCAGUAGAGCCAACACGAACGGCACUUAGGGAUGAUCGGCAUGGCAGAGGCCACUCUCCCUCUAGACGAUCCCCACAGCGAGAUUUACGAAAUGACAGAGAAAGAGAAAAGAGGCAUCGCAGUAGAAGUCGUUCACGGGAGAGAGAUCGAGGAAUGGAACGAGAAAGAGGAAUGGAUAGAAUGGAACGUGAUAGAGGAAUGGACAGAGAGAGGGGAAUGGAUAGAGAUAGAGGAAUGGAUAGAGAGAGAGGAAUGGAAAGAGAAAGAGGUAUGGAAAGAAUGGAACGAGAAAGAGGAAUGGACAGAGAAAGGCUAAUGGAAAGGGAAAGAGCUAUGGAACGGGAUAGAAUCGUGGAGCGUGAAAGAGGGAUGGAAAGAGAAAGGAAAAGACAUCGCAGCAGAUCAAGAGAAAAACGUCAUCGAUCUAGAUCUCGAUCUCCAGGUCAUCAUCCGCACCAUCACCGAGAAAGAGGUCGUGGAGGAGAAAAGGAACGUGAACAUCGUCAUAGUGAGCGUGUAGAGAGAGAGCAUGGUAAGGAGCGAAAUAGGGACAGAGAAAGGGAUCGCGAUCGUGGAGAACGCAAAGAGAAACAUCAUCGCAGUGGUCGUAGCAAACGAGAUAACAUUUUGGGGAUGAGUAGAGAAGAGCUGGAAAUUGCAGAAGCAAAUGCUCUUAGGGCUCGUUUGGGAAUGCCACCUCUACGUCUUUAAAAUAAAAUGUUAAAUAUGAUUUUUUCUAAUCAUUUAUGUAAAUAAAAAGAACUGCUGGUGUGAAAUUGUUAGUUUAAACAAUUAAAGACUAUAUGCUAAUUUUCAAAAAUUAAAUACAGUACUGAAGUAACCUGUAAUUUGUAGAAAUAUGACAAGGCUGUAUAAUAAAAAGUUUGGACUUAUUUAGUAAAUAUUUUUUGUUCUCUUCUUAUUGUGAAAAUGCUUGUUAUACUGUACUGUAUGUGAAAGAAAUUUUUUAUAAAAUAGUUUUCAUGUAUGCUGCUUGACUCGACUGAAUUGUUUCUAUCGUACAAGGUAAGAAUGACAUGACAAGGCAAAAUAGAGUUUAGCAAAAUGAAUUCCACUACGAUAUAAAUGUCUGGUUAGUAUUUAUAUUUGUUAGUAAACUUUAUCAAACAAACCAUAUUCUUAUCUGUGCCUCUGAAACAACUGUAACAUUCAUAGAUGUAAGAGUGAAGAUUUAAAUCAAUACAAAAAAAAUUGUAUUUUACGAAAUACUUUAUACAGUACAUCAAA
This is a messenger RNA of Procambarus clarkii (red swamp crayfish), 1908 nucleotides long. RefSeq names its product pre-mRNA-splicing factor 38A. The record is from RefSeq and is a predicted model, not a curated record. NCBI's taxonomy places the organism in Eukaryota, Metazoa, Arthropoda, Malacostraca, Decapoda, Cambaridae. Gene Ontology annotation, cellular component: precatalytic spliceosome.